AGGAUCUCUUUGGUCAGCAGUUUUCUCGCUUCCUUGUUCAUGGGCGAUUUCGCGCCGAUCGAUUGGUCCGAUGGCUCCGGAAUGAAUCUGUUGAAUAUUCAUACGAAAGAUUGGGACGACGUGCUACUGGAGGCCUGCGGUCUUGGUUUACGAGAAAAACUCGGGAAACCAGUUUCCUCGAGCAGCGACAUCGGCCCGAUUUCGUCCUAUUUCGUCGAGAGAUUCGGCUUCGACGAGGCAUGCCGCAUAAUUGCAUUCACAGGCGACAAUCCAGGUUCUCUGAUCGGAAUGAGACUGAAAGAAGGAGACAUUGCUUGUAGCUUGGGAACGAGCGACAGCUUGUUUUUAUGGUUGAAGAGGCCGAAAACUGUUCUGGAAGGGCACGUCUUUUGCAAUCCUCUUGAUGACGAUGCUUACAUGGCGUUGCUCGGCUUCAAGAAUGGGUCCCUGACUCGCGAGAGGAUACGCGACAGUGCGGCGCAGGGCUCUUGGCAGAUCUUCAACGAAUUGCUGGAAAGCACACCGCGGGGUAAUUUCGGGAAUUUAGGCUUGUACUUCGACUCGCAAGAGAUGUUGCCGUUCGUCAUCGGCGAUCAUCGUUUCAACAAAGCGAACGACGAGAUAUCGCGUUACAGCUCGAAGGAGGUAGAAGUGAGAGCCCUGAUCGAAGGGCAGUUUGUCGCGAAAAGAGCUCACGCCGAGGAUUUUGGUUUCGUCAUAGGAACUAGUUAAUUCGGCUAUGAUAGGUGCAGCCUAUCAGGCGAAGCACGCUUUAUUCCGAAACGAAUGCAAUUUUGAUGAAAUAACACGCUGCUUGCCGGAACCAACGCUCAUGUGUCGCCCUUACGACGAUGCAGAAGCA
Messenger RNA from Heterotrigona itama, 862 nucleotides. The record is from the annotation of a GenBank genome assembly. NCBI's taxonomy places the organism in Eukaryota, Metazoa, Arthropoda, Insecta, Hymenoptera, Apidae.